Molecule: messenger RNA, 1170 nt
Organism: Acanthamoeba castellanii str. Neff
Lineage: Eukaryota; Discosea; Longamoebia; Acanthamoebidae
Product: regulator of chromosome condensation (RCC1) repeat domain containing protein
Exons: 9
Coding region: 1-1170 (389 amino acids)
Source: RefSeq, a predicted model, not a curated record
AUGCAGAGCCCUACACCUACGCACUACUUGGCGCUGUUGGUUGUGCGAAGGGGGUGGGGCCACCACGGCCAGCUAGGGAUCGCAGGAGUGCCGCUGUCCCACACGAAGAGCGGCUACUUCCCCGCGCCCGUGCAGAUGCCGGAGGGCGACGAGCAAGUGGUCGACCUCGGCUGCGGCCACUUCCACGCCUUCGCUCGCACCGCCAAAGGCAACGUAUACGGCUGGGGCAUGAACGAACACCACCAGCUGUUCGGAGAGCACAACGACAACGUGGACACCCCGCGACUCCUCAACCCCAUGCUGCCCUUCCUUGCUCACGAGCCACCACCCCAGGUCAAGAAGAUGGCAGGCAGCGGCGUCACGUCCGCGCUGCUCGUCGCCCACCACGACCGAACGGAGCUAUGGACAUGGGGCAGCAGCAUCAAGGUGGUGGGUCUCGAGGGAGAGGAGAUCAUAGACUUCGGCCUGGGGUGGGGCCACGGCCUCGCCCUCACCGCCAGCAAGAAGCUCUUUGUUUGGGGAUGGGGCAAGAACGGCCAGCUGGGUUUGGGCAACUACGACAACCAGCCCGUGCCCGCCCAGGUGACCGCCCUCUCGGGCGUGCCCAUCCGCUCUCUCGCCGUGGGUCCCGACUGCAGCGCGGUGGUCUCUGAGGAGGGACAGGUCUAUUUCUGGGGGCGUAACGAGUACUGGAUGCAGAUCAAGGUGGCCUGGACCAAGGGAGGCGAGACCAUGGGCGAGUGCGCGCCCAUCCACAUUGCCUUCCCCGACAAGGCGCCCCGAAUGAGGCAGGCUUCUCUCCGUCAGGUGCGGUGUGGGUACGGCCACCUGGUGGCCGUGGAUGAGGAAGGGCAGGCAUGGGCGUGGGGGCUCAACAAAAAUGGGCAGCUGGGCUUAGGGGACAAGGAGGAGCACCAAGAGCCGCGGCCCGUGGCGUUCUUCCGGGAGGAGAACCUCAAGGUGGCAUACGUCAGCUGUGGGCGCGUGCAUACGGUGUUCUUGACAGACGACGGCCGCCUGUGGACGUGCGGGAGCGGCGUCUAUGGCCGCCUAGGCCAUGGGGACAAGGAGGAUCAGAUCGUACCGACCCUCGUCGAGUCGCUGGCCGACUCGCGUGUGACCCAGGUCGAGUGCGGAUACGACUUCAACCUCGCCCUCCUUCACGUCUGA